UCUCUAGUGCAUUGAGAAUGGCUGGCCACACUAAGGCGUGUGAAAAAUCUUAAUAACCAAGUAAAAAGCUGCAACAAAUUUGUCAACGUGUUUCGUUCUUUUGAUUUCUCUUCGGUCAUUUUCGCCAGCGUGGGCUGCAAAAAAAACGCAAAGCACAAGAGCUGAGCACACUAACGGCUGCGGAACACUUGGUGGCCAGUUGGCUGUACGUGGCACCAUCGUCGCCGAAAGCAGCGUCUGCACCGGCGACUGCGUGCGCGGCAACGGCAACGGCGUCUGCCGAAAUGGCCGAUUAUUGGCCGCAGUGGACAAAUGGUUCUGCAGCUGCCUCAGCAGCUGAAUCAUACGACGCAGCAGAAGCAGCAGCAACAACAACAACAACAACCACAAAUGCAACAGCAAAUGCGGUUGGCAGUCACAACAACAACAACAACUAUGUGAACUUCAAUCAGUUCAUCAUGCAGCAUAAUUUGGGAGGUAAUGGUGGCGGAGGGGGAAACGGUGGUGUAGGAAGCGGCAGUGGAAAUGGCUCCUCAUCGGCAGCUGGAACUGCAAACGCUUUAACAAACAUAAUGCAACAUCCUCUGGGCAGCAGCGGGAGCAACGCCAGCAACAACUACAGCGUUGGCGGCGGUGGCGGAGCGUUUGGCCUGACGCCCAGCACAGUACAAUCGAUGGCGACAUCCAGCGGUUUUGAAAAUUUCUAUGCCAGCUUUCCGCCGCAGUUAUUUACGCCUUAUCAGAAUGGCGAUCUUGGCAAUUCAAACUACAAUAAUGGCGCUGCAACAUAUUCCGAUUUGUAUACACCGUUUGGUCACAAUCCCUUUGCCGCCGGCUUUGAGUUAAGCGCUUCCAAGCUGCAACCAAAUGCUCCAGAAUUUGUGCCUAACUUUGCUAAACUGAGUCUGGAGACGCCGGCAACAUCCACAGCAAUUACACGCAACAGUUUGGUCAACGGCAACAGUAAUAACAACAACAGCAUCAACAACAACAACAGCAACACUGCCGGUAGUCAAGAGACGGCCAAUGUAAAUGUUAUCGAAACUGCCAAUAAUGCCAAUCAGUUACCACAGCAGCAACAACAACAGCAACAACAACAGCAACAUCAUCAUCAACAACAACGUGCGGGCGCUACAAGCAAGUUGCAAUAUCGCGACGCCCACAAUUAUACCCCCACCGAUAGGGAAAGGGAUAGGGACAGGGAGAGGGAAAGGGAGCGGGAUCGUGACCGAGAGCGCGACUCGAAACCCGGCGGUAGCCGUCAGCGUCGUGCCUUUGUCGACUACCGUGAGGAGCGUGACGAGCGAUACGAGCGGAAGAAACCGCAGAAGCAACAGCGUUACGAUAAUCAUCGCAGCAAUAAGCGGCGCGAUGACUGGAAUCGCAAUCGCGAUCGCAUUAACGGCUAUCGCGUGGACGAGCUGCUGGACACCAGCAACGAGAGUCCCCUCAACUCGCCAGAGAAGCAGCGCGACCAGCAACAACAGCAACUGUCGCCGAAACGUCAGGCGGACAAUGAGAAACUGUCGCAGCGUGAGAAGCUCGUGCGUGACAUCGAACAGCGUCGUCUGGAGUGUCUCGUCUGUGUGGAGCCGAUCAAGGCGCACCAUGCCGUGUGGUCCUGUCAGAAUUGCUACCACGUGCUCCAUCUGAAGUGCACAACGACCUGGGCGUCCAGCUCGAAGGCGGAGAACGGUUGGCGUUGUCCCGCCUGCCAGAAUGUCCUGCAGGAUGUGCCACGCGAAUAUUAUUGCUUCUGCGGCAAGCUGAAGAAUCCACCGUUGACACGCACCGAGCUGCCACAUUCCUGUGGGGAGCUCUGCUGUCGCAUUGAAGGCUGUGCUCAUGCCUGCACCUUGCUGUGUCAUCCGGGUCCCUGUCCGCCCUGCCAGGCAAACGUGCAACGCAGCUGCGGCUGCGGCAAGACCUCCAAGACGAUGCAGUGCGCCAUGAAGGAGGAGAUCGCCUGCGGCGAGGAGUGCGGCAAGCUGCUGAACUGCGAGCAGCACACCUGCAAGGAGAAAUGCCAUGCCGGCAAGUGCGCCAGCUGCGAGCAUAAGCUGGAGCAGCGCUGCCACUGCGGCAAGCAGCAGCGUGAGGUGCUGUGCACGCGAGAGACGCACGACCGUCGCCACUAUUCGUGCAGCAAGCCCUGCGGCAAGGAUCUGGCCUGCGGCAAUCACAAAUGCAAGGACUCUUGCCAUGCCGGCAACUGCCGCCCCUGCAAGCUGAGUCCCGAGCAGGUCAGCAGCUGUCCCUGCGGCAAGGUGGAGGUGCCACCAAAACAGCGCACCUCCUGCCUCGAUGCCGUGCCCACCUGCGAGGGCGUGUGCGGCAAAACACUGCGCUGCGGCAAGCCCGCGCAUCCCCACCAAUGCGCCAGCAAAUGCCAUCUGGGACAGUGCCCGCCCUGCAACAAGCAGACAGCGGUGCGCUGCCGCUGCGGCCACAUGGAUCAGAUGAUCAAGUGCCGGCAGCUGUCCACGCGCGCCGACGACGCGCGCUGCAAGAAGCGCUGCACAAAGAAGCGCUCGUGCGGGAAACACAAAUGCAAUCAGGAGUGUUGCAUCGACAUCGACCACGCCUGCCCGCUGCCUUGCAAUCGCACCCUUAGCUGUGGCAAGCACAAAUGCGACCAGCCCUGUCAUCGUGGCAACUGCCCGCCCUGCUACCGCUCCUCCUUCGAUGAGCUGUACUGUGAGUGUGGCGCCGAGGUCAUUUAUCCGCCUGUGCCGUGUGGCACGAAGAAACCGGCCUGCAAGCGGCCCUGCUCUCGCUCGCAUCCAUGCGAGCAUGCCCCACAGCACAAUUGCCAUGCGGCUGCCACAUGUCCGCCCUGCAUGAUGUUCACAACCAAGUGGUGCCACGGACAGCAUGAACAGCGCAAAACCAUUCCCUGUUCGCAGGCCAACUUCAGCUGCGGCCUGGCCUGUGGAAAGGCCUUGCCCUGCGGCAGGCACAAGUGCAUCAAGCCCUGCCACGAGGGUCCCUGCCAGCCGGCAGCGGGAGAAAUCUGCCGCCAGAGUUGCACCACAGUGCGUUCCCAUUGUGGCCACAAGUGUGCGGCGCCCUGUCACGAUGGUGCCUGUCCGGAAACGCCCUGCAAGGAGCUCGUCGAGGUGCAGUGCGAGUGUGGCAAUCGCAAGCAGAAUCGCAGCUGCCACGAGCUGGCCCGAGAGUACAGUCGCAUCGCCACCGCACAGCUGGCCUCGUCCAUGGCCGAAAUGUCGCGUGGAAACUACAUGGAGCUGAGCGAAAUACUAGCGCCGGUCAAAAUUAACAAGACCAAUAGAACUCUCGAUUGUAGCGAUGAAUGCCGCGUGCUGGAGCGCAAUCGACGCCUUGCCAUUGGGCUGCAAAUUCGCAAUCCGGACGUACAACAGAAGCUGCUGACCAAGUAUUCGGAUUUCGUGCGCAGUUUUGCCAAACGUAACCCGGUGCUGGUCAAGUCCGUAUAUGAGACGCUCACCGAUCUGGUUAAAUUGGCUAAGGAGAGCAAACAAAAGUCGCGCUCCCACUCCUUCCCGACAAUGAAUCGGGAGAAGCGGCAAUUGGUGCACGAGCUCUGCGAAAUGUUUGGCAUCGAAUCCGUUUCGUAUGACAAGGAGCCUAAUCGCAAUGUGGUGGCAACUGCCUUUAAGGAUCGCUCCUGGAUGCCCGCCACCAGCAUCAUGGAGGUUUUGGCUCGUGAGUCUGGACAGCGACGUGUUCCUGUGCCUAGCAACAAUGCUUGGAGCUUGAAGAAGUAAUCAUAAGAUCGAUGGCUGGUUUUUUUUAUACAAAUAUUCAUUAAAGGAAUAAUGUUAUUAUGGAUAGGGUCGCUACGCAGACAAUAUAUGGAUCACUUUUCAUUUUUUUGUAACAUAAAAGAAAUUUGAGUAACUAUAGUUAAACAAUAGAAGCUGUUGAAAUGGAUAAACCAAAAUGUAAACUAGAGUGUUAAACAGAUGUAAAUGAUGAAUUUGAAUGUAAAGAGUAUAACAAUUGACUAUGUUGCAUUAUGAAACUAAAUGAAGAGAGCAAAAAGAGCAA
This is a messenger RNA of Scaptodrosophila lebanonensis, 4032 nucleotides long. It is a transcript of the gene stc, whose product is annotated as protein shuttle craft. The transcript has 5 exons. Lineage: Eukaryota; Metazoa; Arthropoda; Insecta; Diptera; Drosophilidae. Gene Ontology annotation, biological process: negative regulation of transcription by RNA polymerase II. The record is from RefSeq and is a predicted model, not a curated record. The coding region runs from base 285 to 3749 and encodes 1154 amino acids. Gene Ontology annotation, cellular component: nucleus. Gene Ontology annotation, molecular function: DNA-binding transcription factor activity, RNA polymerase II-specific; zinc ion binding; RNA polymerase II transcription regulatory region sequence-specific DNA binding.